GUUGGAUUCUGCGCCCUAAUGCCAUCUCCCUCCUCGUGUGUGUUUGUGUGUUAUAGUUGUAUAUAUACGACAUUCCUGUCUGAAUCGGCAUGCAGAACUUAUCGUAUCCCUUCAAUAUAGGGCCUGCCCCUCUCUGUGGUAUGCUGCUAUUCCUACUCUGCUUUCGACUGUGGAUUCGCAUAAGGGUCAACUCCCAAGAACCAAGACAUCAAAAUAUCAUUAUUGUCGAGCCUCCCAUCUACAUCCUCAAGGUUAUCUGCCGAAUUCAAUAUCUCUGGAAGGGACCCGAGAUACUGCAGCAAGCACACGUAAAAGAUAUUCCAUAUGCCAUACGCACACCGGAAGCAUAUCAGGUCCAUUUCUCGUCAAGGGAGCAUAUCAAGCAACUUGUUCAGGCGCCAGACACCUGUUUGUCACUGCAUGCUUUGGCCAAAGAUAUGUUUCAGCCCAAAUACACUAUGGACGGCCUAGGAGUUGACGACUGCAUGAGUGCAAACGGCACCAUCCACCAGCGAGCCCUCCAAGCCGAGCUGCGAUCCCACCUGCCAGCCCUAAUACAUCCCUUGACCGACUGUAUAGCCAGAGCUCUCACAGAGGAGAUAACAGACAGCAAGCCCCUGUCCGGGGGAUGGCACGCACUGCAGAUAUUUCCCAUGGCUAAGCGACUGAUUACGGCCACCAACGCCUUGGUCUUCUUCGGCCCAGAAGUAUCAAGUGACCCGGUCUUUCUCAACGCCGCACUCGAGUAUCCCGAGCAUCUAAUGGAAACAGCCGAAGUACUCCGCCUCCUGCCCUCGUGGCUCGCGCCAUUCGUUGCACCUUAUCUAAUGCGCCGCCACAGAGCGCUGAAGAUCCUGUUAGACCGUCUCGUCCCAGUCGUGGAAGCCCGUCUUCUUAACGCCGCCACCACCACCAUCCCCACCACCCCAGGACAUACAGACUGCAUCCAGUUCUUCGUCAACGCUGUUGCACGCAAGAACCAGCAGCACGAAUGGCCAGCCCACCGAAUCGUCCAAGUCCUCUUAGGAAUCUGGUUCGCCUCCGUCCACCAGCCUGCAAUGUGUCUCUUCUACGCCCUCGACGACCUCUCCCUCCACCCCGAAUACACCACCGCAUUGCGCGACGAGGUCCGCGCAAUCAACACAGCCCAAGACAUCACCAACCUCCCUUUACUCAACGGCUUCCUCAAGGAAUCCGCGCGCCUCCACCCAACGGAUUCCAUCUCGCUACGGCGUAAGGUCCUCCAAACUUUCACAUUACACGACGGAACUAGCCUAGCGAAGGACGACAUCGCAUGCAUCCCUCUCCAGCCCCUCCUCCAAGACCCAGAGGUCUACAUCGACCCACUCACAUUCAACCCUUAUCGGUUCAUGAACCUAAACCGGGAUGCCAAACCCAGAGCCGCCUCUACCUCGGACUUCACAGACGCCGAUGUCACCUUCCCGAUAUGGGGGCUAGGGAAACGGGCUUGUCCGGGUCGGUACUAUGCCUCGCUGCUCCUAAAGCUCGUUCUGGCGCAGGUCCUGCUCCGCUAUGAUCUGAGGAUGCUGGACGGGGCGCAGGAAAAGAGGUAUUUCUAUUGGCGUUCUGCGAUUGUUCCGAAGGCUGGGGCGAUAUUGCAGUUUCGGGAACGGGCAGAAUAUUGAUUCUUUUCAUCAAUAUCUCUGGAAACAUGGUCAUAAGGAUGCCAAAUAUCUCCCUUUAUCUGAUCGAAUAGUGCUG
Aspergillus caelatus is the source of this 1722-nucleotide messenger RNA. RefSeq names its product cytochrome P450. The transcript has 5 exons. The coding region runs from base 90 to 1646 and encodes 518 amino acids. The record is from RefSeq and is a predicted model, not a curated record. Lineage: Eukaryota; Fungi; Ascomycota; Eurotiomycetes; Eurotiales; Aspergillaceae. Gene Ontology annotation, molecular function: monooxygenase activity; oxidoreductase activity, acting on paired donors, with incorporation or reduction of molecular oxygen; heme binding.